UGGGUCUUCCGCCCAUAUGCCUAUAAGAAUCUCAUAUCUAUUAUGCCAGUUCUACAAACUUAAAUCCUCUUCUCAGAAUUAGUGGGGGCUAUGGGUUUCCAUCGGAUGCUCAUGAAACUCAUUUGGGUUGGUGUGUUAUUAUCAGGAUUAAUGGCAGCCGCUGGAGUAGCAGCUCAUCAAUUAGCCCGUCCUAACUGCUCCGACCGAUGUGGAGGCGUAGAAAUUCCAUUUCCAUUUGGCACAACUGAUGGUUGUUACCUAAAUAAAUAUUUUGCCCUUACUUGUAACCAGUCGACCGGCGAGGUCAUAUACGGCCGAAACGUCAUCGUUACCAACAUUUCUAUCCAAGGUCAGCUAGAGAUCUUGAUGUAUGUAGCCCAUCAGUGUUUCAAUGAGUUGGGUAUGCUUCCACAUGAUAACAAACAUUUUCUGAGAGUCACCGCUUUCACAAUUUCCAGCACCAAAAACGUGUUCGUGGCUGUUGGCUGUGACACUUAUGCAUACCUUAACGGUUUCCGGAACAAUGACCCCUUCUCCAUGGGCUGCAUGUCCAUAUGUAAAAACAUUAGCAACGUGGCCAAUCAUUCUUGCUCUGGGAUUGGGUGUUGCCAGGUAGAUAUUCCACCGGGAUUGAAAAAUUUUACUUUGGAAGCAUAUAGCUUUAAAAAUCACACAGGAAUAUCGAGCUUCAAUCCGUGCAGCUAUGCCUUUGUUGUCAAACAAGACCACUUCAAUUUCUCCUCCGAUUAUCUUUACACUCUAAAAGACAACAAAACACUUCCGAUGGUUCUUGAUUGGGCGAUCGGUAAUGAAACAUGUGAAUUUGCUCGGAUCAAGUCCGAUUACGUAUGUGGAGGGAACAGCACAUGUUAUGAUCCCGGCAACGGGUAUGGGUACCGUUGCAAGUGCAAUGACGGUUACGAUGGAAACCCAUACCUCCCUCUUGGUUGCCAAGAUAUUAAUGAGUGCGAUUCAAUCAACGCCUGCACUGCUAAUGCAACGUGCACCAACUUUCUUGGGAAUUUCAGUUGUUCUUGUAACGAUGGGUACGAAGGCGAUGGGAGAAACGUAACAGUUUGCAGACCAGUCAACCAAUCAAGGGACUCGAAUUAUGUUAUAAAAACUACAUUGGGUAUCAGCAUAGGCCUCUUAGCACUGGUCGUGGGAGGUUCAUGUAUAUCUUGGGCACUGAAAAGAAGAAAGCUUCUCAAGCUCAAAGAGAGAUUUUUCAAACAAAAUGGUGGAUUAAUGUUACAACAAAAACUCUUGAAUCAUAGAGGGUCUAGGGAGACGGAUAAAAUCUUUAACGUAGAAGAGCUUGAAAAGGCCACCAACAACUACGACAAGAGUAGAGUCCUUGGUCAAGGAGGCUAUGGAACUGUUUACAAAGGAGUGUUGCCAAAUAACAAAGUGGUUGCCAUUAAGAAGUCCAAAAUCAGUGAUCAGAGACAGAUUGAGCAAUUCAUAAACGAGGUGAUUGUACUUACCCAAAUUAACCAUAGGAAUGUGGUUAAGCUAUUAGGUUGUUGUUUAGAAACUGAAGUUCCCUUACUAGUUUAUGAAUUCAUCACAAACGGGACUCUUUCUGACCACAUCCAUAAUAAAAGCCUAGCAUCCUCACUCUCAUGGGAAAAGCGUCUGAAGAUAGCAGCAGAAACUGCAGGAGCACUUGCAUACUUACAUUUUUCAACUUCUAUGCCAAUUAUACACAGGGAUGUGAAAACUUCAAAUAUACUUUUAGAUGAUAACUACAUGGCAAAAGUGUCUGACUUUGGAGCUUCGAGGCUGGUACCUCUUGAUCAAACACAAGUAACCACUUUGGUGCAAGGAACUUUCGGGUACUUGGAUCCCGAAUACUUCUAUACGAACCAAUUAACAGAAAAAAGUGAUGUCUAUAGUUUUGGCGUUGUUCUUGCAGAGCUAUUAACAGGAAAUGAGGCACUCUCUUUCAAUAGGCCUGAAAGUGAUAGGAGUCUCGCAUUGUACUUUGUUUCUGCAAUAAAAGAGGAUCGCUUACUUCAAAUUCUUGAGGAUAACAUUGUGAACGAGGGAAAUAUUCAAGAACUAAAGGAAGUUGCGAAACUUGCAAAAAAGUGCUUAAGCAUCAGAGGGGAAGAUAGGCCAACUAUGAAGGAAGUGGCAAUGGAGUUGGAGGGAUUGACAAUUAUGGUGAAGCAUCCAUGGGAAAAGGCUAGUCUCCACUCGGAAGAGACUGAGUUCUUCCUCGACAGCCAUACACGCUCUUUCGACAUUGAUGUUGGCAUUGGUUGUUCUUCUACUACUAGGUAUGAUAGCAUGACAAACCAGGUACUGAAACCAUUGGAUGAUGGUAGAUAAUUUAUAAGUCCAUGGUGAUGUGGAAGACAAGAGUUCAUUGGGUCCUAUAAUUUCAUUUUGGUUUUAUUAGUUUUAAUUUGUGUUUAUUUUAAUUUUCAAGAGUCAAAGGUAUUUUGUGAUUCAAUAAAUGGAAACAAAUGUCGACGUUUCCUAGAGUGUUGCCUUAAGGUUUAGUUGCGAGUCUAUUUAAGCAUAUGCACUUUAAUUUGUGCUCCAAUGGAGACAAACUUUGAUGGAAUAAAUUAUAAGAAAGUGAUUUUCACUCUCU
Alnus glutinosa is the source of this 2605-nucleotide messenger RNA. RefSeq names its product putative wall-associated receptor kinase-like 16. Lineage: Eukaryota; Viridiplantae; Streptophyta; Magnoliopsida; Fagales; Betulaceae. The record is from RefSeq and is a predicted model, not a curated record. The transcript is spliced from 3 exons. Gene Ontology annotation, molecular function: polysaccharide binding; protein serine/threonine kinase activity; ATP binding. Gene Ontology annotation, biological process: cell surface receptor signaling pathway; protein phosphorylation. Gene Ontology annotation, cellular component: plasma membrane. Bases 91 to 2337 code for a protein of 748 amino acids.